Nicotiana attenuata is the source of this 2433-nucleotide messenger RNA. Its product is annotated as potassium channel KAT1-like. The transcript has 11 exons. Gene Ontology annotation, molecular function: voltage-gated potassium channel activity. The record is from RefSeq and is a predicted model, not a curated record. NCBI's taxonomy places the organism in Eukaryota, Viridiplantae, Streptophyta, Magnoliopsida, Solanales, Solanaceae. Gene Ontology annotation, cellular component: membrane. Bases 56 to 2182 code for a protein of 708 amino acids. Gene Ontology annotation, biological process: transmembrane transport; potassium ion transport.
UCUAGUUAUUAUAGCAUCCAUAAUCUCAAACCCCACCAACAAUAAAAGUUCAACAAUGUCAUUUUCUUAUACUAAAAACUGUGACUUCUUCUCCAAUGAUCAUCUCCUUCCUUCUCUCGGAACAAGAAUCAACCAUGAUACAAAGCUUCGAAAAUACAUCAUUUCGCCCUUCGAUCCUCGUUACAGGGCUUGGGAGAUGUUUCUACUGAUUCUUGUCAUAUAUACGGCCUGGAUUACGCCUUUCGAGUUUGCAUUUCUGAAAUACAAAAUAGAUGGCUUUGUCAUAUUUGACAACAGUGUCAACUGCUUCUUUGCUAUUGACAUUUUCCUUACCUUUUUCAUGGCUUAUCUUCAUCCAGAAUCUUAUAUUCUUGUUGAUGAUCCUAAGAAGAUAGCAAUAAGGUAUUUAUCGACCUGGUUCAUGUUUGAUGUUUGUUCCACUGUGCCAUUUCAUGCUUUACUCUUUAUUGAUCACAAAAAAAGUGAUGGAGUUGGAUUCAAAUUGCUCAGUAUGCUCAGACUUUGGCGUCUUAGAAGAGUCAGUGCCUUGUUUGCAAGGCUUGAAAAGGACAUCCGUUUUAACUAUUUUUGGACGCGAUAUGCAAAAUUGAUAUCUGUAACUUUAUUUGCAGUGCAUUGUGCUGGAUGCUUUAACUAUGUGAUUGCAGAUAGAUAUCCUGAUACCAAAAAAACAUGGAUUGGUGCAUCAAAUCCUGAUUUCAAAGAAGAAAGCCUAUGGGACAGAUAUAUAACUUCACUUUAUUGGUCUAUUGUAACACUAACAACAACUGGUUAUGGAGAUUUACAUGCUGAAAAUCCAAGAGAGAUGCUCUUUGAUAUCUUUUACAUGUUAUUCAACUUAGGAUUGACAUCUUAUAUCAUUGGUAACAUGACAAAUCUUGUUGUUCACAAGACCGGCUACACCAGAAAUUUCAGGGAUAAAGUCGAAGCAGCUCAAGAAUUUGCAAGACGAAAUCAGUUGUCGCCGCGGAUACAAGAUCAGAUUUUGUCUCAUAUCUGUCUCAAGUUCAAAACUGAAGCAUUACAACAAGAUGAGACAUUGAAUGUCCUGCCAAAAUCAAUCAAAACAAGCAUUGCAAAUUACUUGUUUUUCCCAAUAGUUCAAAAUAUCAGUCUGUUCCAAGGUGUUUCCAGGGACAUGAUUUUCCAACUGGUUCCUGAAAUGGAAGCUGAAUAUAUCCCUCCCAAGGAAGAUGUGAUUCUACAAAAUGAGGCUCCAACAGAAUUGUAUAUAAUAGUCUCAGGACAAAUGGAUUUGAUAGCAGAUAUCAAUGGAAAUGAACAAAUCAUUGGAAAGGCUGUUGCUGGAGAAUCAUUUGGAGAAAUAGGGGUUUUAUUUGGAAGGCCACAACCAUAUACUGUUAGAACAACUCAGCUUUCUCAAAUUUUACGCCUGAAGACGACAACCUUGUUGAACAUUAUUCGAGCAAAUCCAGAAGAUGAAGGGAUUAUAAUGAAAAAUCUUGUUCUGAAGCUGCAAAGUUUUGGAGGUUUAGGUUAUGUGGACCAAGAAAGUGAUCAAAAUUUAGUCUUCAACAACUGGUCAAAUGGAGGACAAAGAGAUGAAUGCUGCUCUCAUGUUUUACAACAAGAUACACCUCUGGUUAGCAUAAAUAUCCAAAAUUUAGAAGCUAGAGUUAAGAAACAAGAAGAAGAUAAAGGUGACAGUAAUGAAGAUCAACUUGACGCGAAAGGGUUGAUAGCAAUAACUCAAGCAGAACAUGAAGGAAACGAAAGCAUGCAUGAGUUGUUAUCAAAUCUUGAAAAUUACAGUGAGUUAAAUGAGAAGAAAGGUAAUUUCAUUAGCUUAGAUGAAGAAAUAAGGAGCAGCCAAUUCAAGAAUUCCAGAAAUGAUGUCCCCUGCUGUUCUUAUUCAAGCGAUAGAAGAUCCACUUCCACAAGCUUUAUUGGUGCAAAAGGGACAAAAUCAACAAAGAAGAGAGUUACCAUUCAUAUGAAAAGGAACAGUUCACUGAAGGAGCAUUAUGGGAAGCUAAUAAUACUACCUGAUACACUUGAAGAGCUAUUCAAAAUAGCAGGUGAGAGAUUUGGGGAGUACAAUCUCAAGAAAGUUGUAAAUGCAGAAAAUGUAGAAAUAGAUGAGGUAGAUGUCAUUAGAGAUGGUGAUCAUUUGUAUCUUCUUUCAACUAAUGUGACGUGAUAAUUGAUUGCGAAAGGCUGAUGUUCAUAUAUUGAUCUCGUUACAUAAAUGUCAGGCAACAUGAAUCAGGGAGAAAUAAAUUUUAAGUAUCACUUAAAAGUUUACAAGAUUGUCUGCCAAGUACUACUGGAGGAUGACAAUCUAUCCAGUUGUUCCAUUGAAAAACUACAACACUAACACCUUACAAGAUCGUAGCCAUUUCGAGUGAUCCACAUAAUAAGAUGAACAUUGAGCUUCAGAUGAAACUCCAG